Athene cunicularia (burrowing owl) is the source of this 9024-nucleotide messenger RNA. RefSeq names its product MDM2 binding protein (gene MTBP). Gene Ontology annotation, cellular component: kinetochore. The coding region runs from base 1 to 2703 and encodes 900 amino acids. The record is from RefSeq and is a predicted model, not a curated record. Lineage: Eukaryota; Metazoa; Chordata; Aves; Strigiformes; Strigidae. The transcript is spliced from 22 exons. Gene Ontology annotation, biological process: regulation of protein ubiquitination; protein localization to kinetochore; traversing start control point of mitotic cell cycle.
AUGGACAGAGAACGCUGCGAUACAGCCAGUGCCAUAUGUGCUUCCAACGUCUGUGGCUGCAACAACACUGAAAGGUUUAACAGCUCUGAGGGCUUUCUUUCAGAAGUAAAGAUCUCUUGCUCUGGAACUGCUUCAGCUGUUUAUCAGUACCUUAAAGAAAGCUGUAACUCAUCCAUAAAUGCAGAUGUGAACACGUUCCCAGCAUGUUCAGUGGCUGGUAUUACAGGUGUAAAGAAAUGGUAUUUUGCGAGUCAUGUUAUAUGUGGUUACUAUCAGUUCUGCAGUUCUGACUGGGAGGAAAUAAAUUUUGACACACAGAAAAAUGAAGACUCUCUCCAAACAAGUACUGACGAAUGCCUGGGAACCAUACAAAAUUUUGAGGAAGAUGAUAAUAACAGCAGAGACUCACUGUCUAUGACUGAUAUCUUUGAUGAAGCUGCAGAAAGUCUGCAUCAGUUAGCUGAUAAACUGCCUGCCCCAGGCAGAGCAAUUGUUGAUGUAAUACUGCAGGCUGUUGAACAAGAUGGACCCAAGCUAAAAGACUGCUUACCUGCUAUUGGUGCCCUGAAGCACCUGAGAGAAUGGCACUCUGCACAAAUCACUAUUGCAGCAAAUGACUCUAAAGGUAGCUGGCAAAAGAUUGCAGACUAUCUAUCAGCAGACUUUGUAUCUUCAGAUAAUGUAAUGAAUAUUAUUGAUAUAAAAGAACUCUGGAGAGGAAAGAUUCAGAUAUGGGAAAGAAAGUUUGGAUCAGAAGUUAGGUUUCCAGAAUUUUGUAUGAAGAGCACUUCAGCAAAGACAUUCAGCACUUCACCUUUAAGUUCUUUCUUCACUGUUAAAAAAGAACAACAACUGAAGAAUACCGAUGCUUUGCCAGAGGUUUUUCAUUACUAUGGUCCUGCGCUAGAAUUUUUACAGAUGGUGGUGCUCUCUGAUCUACCUUCCUUUUUUGUAUCGGAUCUGGAAUUUGAGCUGAGCCUGGCAAGAAAGAGUGUCAAGGAGGCAUCUACACUGCUUUUGGACCAAAUUUCUUCUCUCCCUGGGAAGGUGGGAGCUUUAUUUACAUUGCCAUGUAAUAUAAGCAGUGUAGUGAUCCCAUCCCCUGCCCAGCUGAGUACCAAGAAAUGGAAAGAAUAUAUGGCUAGGAAGCCCAAGGUCAUUACUGUUCCAGAAAUUGAACUAAAAGGAGAAUCUUGCCGAUAUUAUUUCUUGCUACAAGGCAAUGGCUCUGGAGGAUGUAAAGCAACCUUAAUUCAUUCAGCUAGCCAGAUCAAUGGUACGGCCACUUUUGCUGCAGUAAAUGGAAAGCUAAAGACAAAAGCAGAAGAAACAGAGUCAUUCUGUACAGGCUUUUGUACUGCUGACUUUCUCAAGUCUCUGCCACGUUUUUGUGGAGAAGAGAUUGUACAGAGAGAAAAGAAACUGUGUAGUCUCCAAGUAUUUGCCUUGAAGGAAUAUCUCAAAAGAAAGAAAUUGACCAAGCAACCUCCAGUUAUUUCUACUGAUGAGUUCAAAAACUUGUUAAAACUUACAAGGGAAUGUUUUCUGGACCUGUGCAACAAUAGUCUUCCUAAACCUGUUCUACAGAAGGUUACCAGUAAAACGAGGUCAUGCACUGUGACUUCUGAAUCUGAUUUAAUGGAACCAAAUCCAUUAGAGUGGCCGGAAAGAUGUGUUCUUCAGAAUUUGGAAAACUUUGAAAAAAACAAACAAAAACUGAGAGUUUCUAUGUUUGCACAUUCUUCUGAGCAAUUGCUGGGGCAUAAAGAUAGCCAGCGGGAGUCAUUGACUUUGCUUGAUGCUAAAGAAUUACUGAAAUAUUUCACACCAGAAGGACUACCAGUUGGUGACCUUCAGCCACUACAAAUUCCCAAACGUGAAAACGCAUUCCUUUUGACACCAGAGCUUACUCCUUGGAAACUCAGAGGUUUGCCUUUUGAAAAAGCAGCAGGAUGCUAUUAUCAUGGACUUGAGUAUUGCCUAGAUAACAGGAGAGCCUUAGAGAGAGACGUGGGAUAUGCUGAACUUCAAACUCGCCUUAUCCGCUAUGAAACUCAGACUACUUGCACCAAAGAGUGCUGCCCUGUACCAGUUGUCUUGAGCCCUCUCCCGUCUCCUGCAGUCUUGUCAGAGCCUGGAAGUGUCCCUGAUGGAGAGUCUUUACAAAGUGAAUUCAAAACAGAGGCAUCAAGGCUAAAACGCAGAUCAAAAGACUUGGAUUGCUUUUAUCCCAAGAAAAGGCUAACCAAAUCUGAGAGUACAGAUUCCCUCCUCUCUCAGGCAAGCGGAAGUAGUGGGAGUCACUAUACAGUUGCUGUGACGAGGAAGCGCUCUGAAAGAUCAGUUUCUUUAGCUUCAAUGCCAUUGAAACAGCCUGAUCAACCCCACAAAGUUACCACUAAGGUUGGCUCAGCAAGUUGCAUAAGUGCAACCGAGUCUGAGACUUCAAAGCCAGCUAAGGAAUCAAGAUCCCAGAAACAUACAAGGAUGCUGAAGGAAGUGGUUGCUGCGACUCUUCAAAAACAUGGAAUUGCAGAGGAUCACAAGUGCUUUGCCUCAUGCAGCCAGCGUCUUUUUGAGAUAUCAAAGUUCUACUUAAAGGAUCUUAAAACUUCUAGAGGGCUUCUUGAUGAAAUGAAGAAAACAGCAAAUAACAAUGCUAAACAGGUGAUUGAAUGGGUUUUGGAGAAGAGUAGUAAGUAGAGGUACUGAAUGGCUGCUAUUCACACCUUCCUAGAAACUGCAGAGACAGAGCUCUUAUGAACAUGCACACACUUAUCUACAGACCAGAAGGACUUUGGUCAGUGUAAUUGUAUAGACUCAAUUCUCAAGCACAUUAGCAUAUAUUGAAACUUUUUAUACUGAAAGUUUUUAAUUUUUUAAAAAUAUUGAAAUGAAAAAAGGUUUUAUUUUAUAUGCAUAUUUAUUAUGUUUCAUUGUUAAAAGGAAUAUAGCCUGACUUGGUUUGAUAAAGCUAUGUAUGUUUUUCAACCCAGAUAUUUGGUUUUUAUGCGAAUAAAAAACCCACCAGAUUUAAUUUUAAUAACAAAAGUAGUUAUUUUGCCCUUUUGUGCGAAGACUUCUAUUCUGCGUGUUACUAUUUGCUGUUGUAUAAAUAGCUGUUUACAGUGUAGACCAUUGACAUUUUAUAGAACAAUUCAGAACAGUUCCUAUUCUGCAGGUGAAAGCAAACAUAAUUAGAAUGGGUCACAAUUAUCUCUGUGUUGUAGUGUAAGAAAAAAAGACAAAGCAUGGCUUUUGAAAUUUGAUGCAAGGUCCCAUUAAAGAAGGGAUCAUUGUUUUACAAGCUGGAUUUCUGGUAUAUUUUCACGUGUACUCUUUGUAACAAUCCUUAGAACUCUGUUAUGAAUUGUCUCUGAGAUUUCUUUUCAUAGGGGAGGAGAAAAUGAAAGUGAUAGUAGUGAUGAUGAUUGAGAGAGCUGUGAAAAAGCUGGCCUACUGUGAUGAAAUGUAAUGGAAAGAAGAAUUUUUACCUGAGUUGCAAGCACAGUAAAAUACUAAAGUAGGCCCAAGACUGAUUAAGUCUCAAUCAUGUACUUGGUUUGUACUAGUGUAAUUAUUCAGGUUAGUAUUUUGUAGAGAUGAGGAUUUCCUACCAAAACAAAUAUAUUUUACAACUUUCAGUGCAAGGAUUUCCUAUUCUUCAUAUAAACCAACAUGAUUAAAAUUGAUCAGGAUGCAGUGUUAUUGUUUACUAUAUUCUCCUGGAAGGAAAAUGGAUUAAGCAAUAGUAAUAUAAACAGAAUGUAAGAUUAUGAAAAAGUAAUUGAACUAAACUAUGUGUAGGUUAGACUUAAUACUGUGAAAUCUACACAUUCUCUAAAGAGUCUUUGUGAUUUUUGUGACAUUUAUUCUUUGCUUAAUUCUAUUUCAUGUAAAGUCAAGCCCCAAGGAGGUUUUUCAUGUCUAACAGGAUCUAGCAUUUAACUCUUCUGCUCCUUUGUUCCAAUGUUUUAUUGUUCUCCUGAACUCUACAAGACUUUUUAUAUGUGGGUGUGUACUUGCUUAACUCUGAGGGUCAAUGUAAAGCUACGUAGCUGUUUCACCAUAACCCUAACCCUAACCUAGUGUAUGUACACAUCUAUGUUGGAGCAAGAUUACGUUUAUCUGUAAAAUGCCAUGCAUACACAGCAUCCAGGUUUAAUAACUUAAAGGGUUUUACUGAUUUGGUGAAAUAGAAACACAAUGAAGGUAGGUAAUUAAAAAAUUAUUUAAUAAGUUAAUGCAUGAAAUUUCUCCAAUGCAUUAAGUACUGUGUAUGGCUCACAUUUCUUUGUAUUCAAGACAGAAAUUGCUUCUUCAUGAUUGUAUGAAUACUAUUAGAACCAAACAUUUUAAAAUACAUAAACACGUAUAAUGUGUUAAAAUACUUUGCUGCUAAAACAAGAAAUUAAUCAAGGUAUUCAUCUUCCUUAACAUCCAAUAUUGAAUAAAGAAAGUCAAAAUCUACUUCCAAAUAUAGAGAGAAAAGCCUUAAAUUAUAAUCUUGUCUCUUCAGCCUGAAUGCUGACACUAUUGUCUAAAUACUAAAGCAAGCCACUGGAAGUUUCAUUUCGUACUUAAUUUGGGGGGUAUUUAUAUACUUGUAAUUAUAUUUUUAAAAGUAGCUAAAUUAUGUGUAAGUUGAUAAAAGUACAGAAACUACAUUUUGUAAAAUAUCUGUGGCUUGCUGCCAUGAGCAAAGAAAAUCUCUUUCAGGGAAGUAAUUUACAAUCUUUAACUGUUUUCCUUAAUGAAAAACUAUCUGUGUGUAUCUGUAGAAGGGCUUCUAUAAAAAGGUGGGGUUUAAAAUUAUUUUUUAUUAUUUUCUCAUUCCUCCCUUACCUCUCUAUGGUGUCCAUCUCUAUGGUGCCCUGGAUUUAGAUACUUAACUACCUUAUUUCAUAAGUAGAACCCAAUGGUUAUUGUUUUAAUUAAUUCUGUAGAUUCAAAGGCUGGCCUGAAAUAGUCAGAAGGAAAGCAGUUAGGGAAACAUAAACAUUUUGAUGUAUUGUUUGUUUGCGUGAUUCCCAGGGCUGAACUAAUACAGUGCUGCCCAUGUCUCGUUUGCACUUUGUUAUUAUGUUGGCGUUUUACUUUAGGGUAAGUGAUUGCUAGUUUAUUAUCAUGGCUUAAUAUCACUGCACUCAGUCUGAGCUGUGGUAAUUGUCAUUGCAUGCUCUUAAACUACAAAAAAGCAUACAAAAUAAUUUGACCUGGGCUAGUGUAAUAGUGCUAAACCAAAUUGUUACCUGUCAUAGUUCAAAAAGCCCACACUAAGAGCUCCCACAGCUCAGCUAACAUGUUGUAACUUAAGUCAUACAGAAUGUAAUGUCACUCUUUGUCUCUGACCUUCAAAUUAUUUUCUUUUUUGUGGCUGGUGAACUCAAAAUCCAAUCUGCCCUAUGCAUACUUUACUGAAGUAAAUGUAUUGGUGCUUGCUUUCAUUUUUUGCAAGUCAGGAUAUAAGUCAUAUUCACCAAUAUACAGUUAUGGUUAUCCUAUAAUCCACGUUAUGCAAGACUGGGGUAAGAAACACUGAUGUGGCUGUGGUUACUUGGUGAGAUGAUUAUUCUGGUAUUACAGCAAUUGCAUGAUGGCUAUCACUAGGCUGCAGCAGAACUUAACUUGUCUACAAAUGCUUUUUUCAAAAGUCACAAAUUCUCCAGUUCUCCCCUGCGAGUUGUUUUCUAAUGCCUCUAGCACAGAAAUUCUGAUGAAGAAAAUCAAGCUAAUCCUAUGUGAAAAAAGUUGCUGUUAAGUUCACAAGAGGUUUUAUCUUUAUUACUUAAAUAGUUAAUGUUUUUCCUGUCAUGCUUUUAAACUAGAUUUUGCCUUGGCUAAUCUAGGAGUUCACCUCUAUCCAGUAGGCUGAGUUUCUCAAAGUUUUGGUCGUGUGUUACCAAUACCUGUUCUUUAACAUCAAAGUCACCACAGAAUUCAAGAGUGUCCAGUUUAGAUGUAACUCCCACUUUAUAGUAACAGUAUAUACACUAAUAGUGUGUGCAUACAUGUAGUAAUAUAUACUAUAGUAAUAGUAUGUGUAUAUAUAUAGUAAAUAGGCCCAGUAAAUAGCUUGUUAUAUACCUGCCAGUUUGGCUCUUAUGAAAAACAAGAUAAGUUUAAAGAUCAGUGAUAGCCUAACAAUCUGGAGCACAGCAUCUGUUUAGGCUCCAAUUCUGCUUUGACUUCCAAUUAACUUUUAAACAUGGGUUAAGAGGACAUUGAGAAUCCUUGCAGAUGGAAAUCAGAUCAACCAGUACUUCAAAUCAGCUGAGCUUCUGAAUGGGAAGAGCUGGAUAGAACAUGCUGCUGUGUCCUGUGGGAAGAAGGAACACUCACCUUCCGCAGAAAGGGAAAACACUCGUUUUGUUAUUUGGAAAAGACUGAUUCUAACGAUGGUCAUGGUAGUGAUUUACUUGGUAGUGCAUAAAGAGUUGUGUUCUGAUUUAUAAAGUACCUCACAAGAGAUGCUAGUUCCACUUAAAGAGCAAAGCUGUUGGAAACAACAGGAUGCUUACCUGAACACCAUCAGUUCAUCUUUAUUUUUUUUUAACAAACACUUCGUAUCACAUUUUUCCAGUAACACAUAUGUUCCAAUAUGUAUCUGAGUCUUUCUAAUGGUGAAGCUGCUAUACAGACUUUCUGAUCAGACCAUUCAAUUUACAGUCAGUAUUUUGUGAAAAGAAUGAAACUCUAGUAUACCCCUUUUUAGGAUUUCCAUGAGGCUGGUCUGCCAUACCUUGGGUCAGACUGAAAGAACAGACUGCAGUUAGCUUUUUGAUUUGGGCCACUAUCUUAAGAAUUAAAGUAGAAGGGAAGAAAACUAGCGUGUGUUUUUUUUUUUUUUCUCUCUAAACUGUUCACAAGAACUAAGCAGGGCACAUGUUGGCAUCACUCCUUGAAUGCAGAAGCUUGAGCAGAAGUUGCUGUUCUGUUUUUUUAUGACUUUCAUAACUGCUCAGUUAAAUGUAAGCAACAGAGAAAGCAUCGUAACCAGCAGGUAAGCCUGAACGACUUGCCCAGAACAUCCUUUUGGGCUUUCAGUAAAUGCCAGACAGCAGAAAAAAUGCUGUGUACUUAUGCAUUCAGCCUGUCAUCAACAGCACCACUAUCACAUGAACACUGAGCUAGCUUGAUAGAAAGCACCAACACGCCAUUGACAGUGCAUUAGUACUUUUCUAAAAUUUUAUUUUAAAAGUCGUUCCGUCAAUAUGGUGAAUAGUUCUCUCAAGUAACUGAAGUCAUAACAGAAUGAGAGGUUUAAAAUGUAUUUUUCCCCAGCCCAAAACCAAAGGACAUCCUUCCAAACAGCUUGUUUGGGUACAAAGUAAGCUCACCUCACAAAAAUCCAAUAAAUGAUUUUAUUAAAUAUUUUUUUUCCUCUAAAAUAUAAAUAUUCACUAUACUCUUACAAAUGUGGAGUAGGUCUGUAUUUCAUUUGUCUAUCCCAUCCAAAUAUGAAUCAGUCCAAAAUCUGAAAAUGAAGAAAUAGCAUCUGUAAUUAUCAUUAUUUUUUCUAUAAAUAUAUAUAAUAGGAAUUUUCUUUGCAAACGGUUCAGUUAUUCACUUAUACUUCAUAUAGUACUGAGCACCUUAGAUUACAUAUUGUGUCAUUUAAUUGUUGGUACUAAUAUAGGAAUUUGUAAUAUUUACAAUGCACAUACUUGUUAAGUAUAACAUUCCAGUGAUUUGUAAGUGUUAAAGGAAUAAGGAAAUAGUGCAGUAUAGUUUACACAUGUAUUUAACCUACCCCACAGUAUGCAAGUUUUCACUUUAACCUCGGGAACUUUUAUAGGAGCCUGCGUCCAGAUUUUUAAGUUACACUUUGGAACAGCAAUGCGAGUGUCCUGAAUCACUUUUCAGAAACUUCACACAAUGGUUUACUUGAUGAUGUGAUGUGAGUUCAAAGACCCAGUCCCCCAGUGUACCGAUGGCUCUCAGCUUCUCCUAGAAGUUCCAAGCCAAAGGAGACGCAGGCAACUGCCACAGAAUGUUAUGUGAAUGGCAGCAGUCACUAAAAGAGAAAUGUCCAUUUGGAAAUUAUUGUAAGUUAUGUAACCUGCUAUCUCCUACCUUGUGAAUUUACACGAGGAAUUAAUUUUUAAGUGCAAGUACCAUGACAGUAAAAACAAAGUUCACAGCUAGGUGAAUCCUCUCCCAGGCUUGCUUUUGACUGGUGGGAGGUGCUGGGAGUGAGGCUGCUCUUCCAAAUGGCAAUUUAGCUAUUGUUUUUCAAUAAUAAUUUUCAAUAUUUGCAAAUUCAGCACAUCAUCUUAGUUUUUUAAUUGGUUUCAAUAAGAUAUUUAUGGAAACCACCACAAACUAAUUCUGUGAAUAAACAGCAUGACUUAAGCUCAACACUCAAGACAGCUUAAAAACAACGUGGAACCCAACUGUGUUUUUAAUUUUCCUCUUUGCCAGCUCAGUCACAUUAAGUUGAAAUGUGUGCUUUCUCAAGAAUAAAAGGAAGCCUUGAGUAUGACAAGCAAACUUCUACAAACUUUGGAUUUAUUACUUUCUGUACAGUUCCUGUCCUUCAAAGUGUGUCUUAUUUUAGGGCAAAACUCUAAAAGCAAACAAAAAACCACCCCUCUAUGAAGCAGCUGUUUACAAAGUAAGGGCAACAUAAAUGCCAUCCAUGUUCUGCUUCCUUCUGUUCCCACCCAACCACAUUAAGCCAAUUUAGCAGUUCCAGGUGUGUGUAUGAGCCCUGACAAGGACGGUCAGCAUUCCUGCCUGUGGCCUGCUUUGUGCCCAAUGUAACUGUUAGCAAGGCCAAAACUCAGUGAUCCAAAUGUUUUGACUUGAAACUGUCAUCUGUGGUGCAAAACAGGAACUAGUAAGUUAUGGGUACAGAGGUGAACAUCUUAUGUUUCACCAGCAAGGAAUAAAUCUGGAUUUGCCAAGUCAUGCUCACAGGAGCAGUUUCUUCCCUAUUAAGGCUUUUCUGGCAGUGCAGCUCAUGUUCCUGCCCCGGUGUUUCCUCACUGUUGUGGAGCUGCUUGAGUAACUUAGAAAACU